AUGACGUCGAUGCUUCCAACGUUAGAAGACCUUCAUAAAAAGGCAAGACUAUCUCAAGUAAUACAUCCUAACCAGUACGUAUCAUUGGACACACGACUUUACCCGCAAACACCAGGGCAGACGUUAGCUAAUGAAGACCAGAGAAUACCUCCUGUGACAGUGACUCAAGAACAAGAUGAGCAUCGUAGGCCUGGGCUGCUACGAGACUGUACUACAGUGUUUGGGUGCGGCAGGUUCAAAACGGAUUAUCCUAGCUAUCGCCCGAUUCACCGGCAGAUGUCAAACAGCCACGCUGCCUCUUCAGAACAUUUUGUUUGUUGGCGCGAUUGGCCGAGAAUUCGCCAAACUUGUUUCCUCCUCACUUUCAUCUGUCUAGCAGCCAUCAUCUUUUGUGCCGUCAUAUCUGUGUAUACAUCCAAUCAUAUUUCGAAUUCUCAUUCAUCCCAGAGAAAAGAUCUUUGGUGGUACAGAGAUGCAACAUUCUAUGAAAUAUUUCCAGCGUCUUUCCAAGACACAGACGCAGACAGUUAUGGCGACUUUCAGGGCAUCAUACGUCGAUUAGAUUACAUCCGUGAUCUCGGCAUGACAGCGAUUAGGCUCAACUCCAUCUUCAGUGCUUUAGACUAUCCUCUCGAAUACGAACACAUAAUCGACCUCCACAGUGCCGAUCCGCAUCUGGGGAGGAUGGACGAGUUUCGACUCUUGGUGGACGAAGCCCACCACAGGGGACUGAAGGUGGUCCUGGACAUCAACCCUACCAUUACGAGUGAUCAACACACUUGGGCCUUACACUGGCAAAGAGGCAUUCCAGGUUACGAGCAUUUUUAUGCAUCGGCCAACAGAUCGAAGUCACCACCGGAAAUGGAAAACUCAGAAGGACCACCACCAGAAGAAUGGGAAUUGACACAAAGGACAUUCGGUGGCCACUAUGUAUUAAACUGGUCGAAUCCUUUCGUUCAGAAAGAAUACCAAAAAACCAUUGCUUACUGGCUGGACACGGGAGUUGACGGAUUCUACAUGAAGCAUCUCGAAAAGAUACAUGUUGUUGAUUUUCACCACAUAGCAAACAUCAUGCACCAGUGGAGGACAGUUUUAGAUAGCCCACCAUCCAUUUGGAACAUUGGAAGAUCUGCUGCAAGACGCAUUCUCAUAGUGUCAUCAAAAUUUGCAGAAACCAUCAUCACAGAACUUGGGCAACCUGCGAAAGAUAUCUUGAAAUAUGUUGACAUGCUGGAUUACCCUAUCCUGGUUGGGAGUGGAAAAGAAAUGGCUCAACAAGUGUCAGCAUUGAAGGAAGUGUCUGGAUGGCCGAAGGACCACCCCACACCUAUGUGGCACUUGGGAAGUUCAGAUACAUUCCGUCUCGCAUCGAGGAUAGAGUACCGGUACAACAUGGCGGCUUUCUAUCUUCUCAUGACACUUACUGGUUCCAGGUCUGUUUUUUACGGAGAUGAAAUUGGAUUACGUGACAGCUACGAUGUCCUCAGUGGAAGAGUAUACCGAGGAGGACAACUAACACCAAUGCAAUGGACAGCUGAUAACUCUUCUGGUGGAUUCACGGACAACAUGACCAAUCCAUGGCUUCCGUUAAAUCCAGACCACUAUUCGACAAACGUUCAGAACCAACAAGACCGUCUCAACGAGUUUAGGAAUCUCACAGCAUUUCGAUGGACACUGCUGAGGGACUUCAGACACGGCAUUCAAAGACUCGACGUACUAGAACCCAACAUUAUUGUCCUGGAGCGAAAACAUCGACGCGAGUACGGAAGGCGAGUCGUACUGGUGGCGAAUUUCGGCAGCAGCCAUGAAGACAGAGAAUUUCCAGAAGCGUAUGGCGAUGUGUCAGCGAUUUUGGCAACCCGGGGACAAACGCAGUGUCGGAUUGGGAAAAGAAAUUUUUCAGUCAGCCCUGGAGCAGCUUUUAUUACCGAUGUACGGCUGAUAUCAAAACCGACACAUAAGUUUAUUCUUUAAAUGUUUCACUCAUUUUCUGAGGCAUCAUUCAUUUGAAGAAGCUCGAGAGCUUUUUGAGAACUUUCUUCAGUGCAAAAAAAGAAAGCUUAAAGACUCACUCAAGAGCUUUAUAGUGUUAAGUCUCAAGGCUCAAGAAAAAGCACCUGAUUAACUUUACCCCGUUUAUAAAUAUGUGGAAUAAUGAACUAUUCUUUCUUCGUGAAAAAUUUCAUAAAUUUGGUUAAACAAAAAAUGACUAAAACAAUGCUAACUAAAUACCAAUCAUAAUUAUCUGCCAAGAUGCUGCUAAACAAAACCUAUAUGAACAGGCUGUUUCACCAUCAGUUCAUUAAAAUAAUUUUGAUGUACAUUUCUAAUUACAAAAAUGCAGAAUUUUCUCUAGUAAAAAUGAUCUUCAAAAUUAAAAAUAGAUUAUUUGUACAUAAUACUUAAUUAAUUUUCGAAAAUAAAAUGGCAAUGAUAAGUUUGGUUAUUAAUCAAUUAUAUAACCAAAAAGUAUCCCUUAUAUAUAUUUAAGUUUUUACGUUUGACGUGUUUUUAUUUUCUUAUUUUUUUCCUUAGUUUAUUUAGGCUGAUGAACCUCAUUAUGGAAAUUAAGGUUAAAAAUGGUAAAAGUAAUUCGAUUUUACUAGAAGAAAAAUUCAUAGUGCUUAAAUAAGCAUAUAAGAUAUUGAAAGUUUCGUUUCUUGGGCAUUUUAAAGCAAAUCAUUGUAUAGAUAUAUUUAUGGAUUGGAAGAUAUCACUCUUAACUUAUUUAGGUUACCUGAAAUUAAUCCAAGUAUAUGAGUUGAAGUUUUGUUCAUAAACUUUGUAUCUAAAUCCUAUUAUAUUAAAAUGCUCAAGUUGUAAAUAAAUGUAAAAAUAAAAUAUCUUGUUUGAUUUUAACAUGUCUGUAAACUUUGACUAAAAAUAUC
This is a messenger RNA of Uloborus diversus, 2888 nucleotides long. Its product is annotated as alpha-glucosidase-like. NCBI's taxonomy places the organism in Eukaryota, Metazoa, Arthropoda, Arachnida, Araneae, Uloboridae. The record is from RefSeq and is a predicted model, not a curated record. Bases 1 to 1974 code for a protein of 657 amino acids. Gene Ontology annotation, biological process: carbohydrate metabolic process. The transcript is spliced from 5 exons.